Messenger RNA from Dufourea novaeangliae, 2493 nucleotides. RefSeq lists its product as uncharacterized. Gene Ontology annotation, biological process: regulation of transcription by RNA polymerase II. The transcript has 5 exons. The coding region runs from base 4 to 2493 and encodes 829 amino acids. Gene Ontology annotation, cellular component: nucleus. The record is from RefSeq and is a predicted model, not a curated record. Lineage: Eukaryota; Metazoa; Arthropoda; Insecta; Hymenoptera; Halictidae.
AGUAUGGCGACGUGGGAAGGCGAAAAAUUUCGGGAGAUCGAGAAUGCCGAUGAUAUCGAGGGAAAUUUUGAUAAUAUCCUUGUGACACACGAUCUACAAGAUUGUCUCGACGACAGUUUAGACUUAACCAAUUUCAGCAGAGUUUACGAGCAGGAUGCCGUGUUCGAUUAUGAAAAGUAUUCCGACGAUGAUACACCUAUCGACGACGAAAGGCUACCUAAUGACAACACCACGGAGUCUAUUCAUCCUAUAAUUAGCCCUCACGAGAUUUAUAUGCGAAUUCAUUCUGGUCAAAAUGAUAUAUUACCAAUUGACUCUGCAUGUGCAACUAUCACAAUUGAAAGCAAAGUUCCAGACAGUAGUCAAAAACAUAUUGGCCGAUAUACCUGUGAAUAUGAGGGUUGCAAUAGAACAUAUAGCACAGUUGGGAAUUUGCGAACUCACAUGAAAACUCAUAAAGGCGAGUAUCGAUUUAAAUGCGCAGAACCGAGUUGUGGCAAGGCCUUUCUUACGUCGUACAGCCUAAAGAUUCACAUUAGAGUACACACUAAAGUAAAACCAUUUGAAUGCAAUCACAAAGGCUGCGAGAAAGCAUUCAAUACCCUUUACAGACUGAGAGCUCACCAAAGACUUCACAGUGGCAAUACGUUCAACUGCGAAGAGACUGGAUGCAUUAAAUUCUUCACUACUCUAAGCGAUCUCAAGAAACAUAUUCGUACUCAUACUCAAGAAAGACCUUACAAGUGUCGAGAAAAAGGAUGCGGUAAAGCUUUUACAGCAUCGCAUCAUUUAAAAACACAUAAAAGAACGCAUACAGGAGAACGACCUUACGUGUGUACUUAUGAAAACUGUAAACGAUCAUUCACCACGCCUCAUAGUUUAAAAAGUCAUUUGAAAACUCACAAAAGAAGUAAUAAUGAUGAAAUGAAACAAGAAGAGAAUCCAGAUGACUGCAGAAACCAAAGAAAUAAUGAUUUAUUGAAAACGAAAGUCGAUGUUGUUAAGAUAACUAUUAAGAACGCAAGUGUGCCAUCUUACUCUAUUAUACCGAUAUCCUCUAGUAGUCCGCAAAAUAGCGAAAGUAUAAGUUACAUACCCACAAAGAAUAUCAAUGAUCACGCGACAUCGACGAAUGAUAUGAUAGACAUUUUAUGCCAGAGAAGACUCGAUAAGGAGCUGGAUUACGAUAAUAAUACUAAAAAGGUAGAAAGUUCAAAUGAGACUGCCACAGUUACCAUCCUUACACCGGAAGAUAUUGUUUUAAAUAAUUUUAACGAACACACGGUCGAUAAUUUUAAUAACAAUGAGACUUACGAUAAAUAUAAGAUAUUCACCGAAGUGAAUAAUUCGACUUUACAACGGGACCGAAGUGAACAGUGCACGUCAGAUUCUUCGGCGACAAAAGCUUCGAAAAAUAAGAAGAACAACGUGAAACAAUCGAACUCGCUAAAUUUGGAACAGAAAAUUAUACAGGAUGGUUUACACAAUGCAAUUGCACACAUAUCAGAAGGAGCAGACUUCGCUAGUGAUAUACAGCAAUAUGAGAAUCAGUCAGUCAUUGAUAAGAAAACGUAUACUAAUGGAUCAAAUGUAGAACCGAUUGUUAACGAUAGCAACGCAACACUGUAUACUGCGAGUUCUAUUACUAGUCAUGUAUCACCUAUAACUAGCUCACCUAGCAAGUCUCAGCUUUUUAAUAAUGGAAUCGAAAACCUGUCGUUUAUUAAUGAUACCUUACAAACCGGAGCACUUAACAUGGUUGAUCAGUCAGUGAAUUCUAGCGUUGUUGUAACUGCACCGUCGGAAGCUAUCGAAUUGGCCAUAGCAUCCGAAGAGGAAAUACCCUCUCCUUGGAUAGAUGUCAUGGCGUUGGCGACACCAUCCGCUUUAAGGAGACAGUCUUGGUCGGAAGUGAAUGCUUUCCCGACGGCGGUUCAUUCGCUAGUCGAUCUAGUUGAACCAGAACCUUAUCCGUUACAAGUAGAAAAUCAAUUAGAAUCGCUACAACACUUGGACAAUGUUAACCUGGUAGAUGUGGAAAGCAUUGCUACGAGCACAGAAGCUACGCCUCGCAACGAAAGUAUUGAUAAUAAGCUAAAAGAAGAUAGUACAAACCUAAAAAAGAGCAGAAACGUUUUGCAGGAGAUCACAGCCGAUGCAGACAUAUGCAAGUGUAACGAUUGCAAGUGCGAUCAGUUACAAAAUUGUCAGAAUUGCUCGAGUAAUAUGACAGAAGUUAAUAAAAAGAAUCUACCCAAAGUGACAGAUGAUUUCGCGAAUUGUUUGCAGAACGACUGUGUAUGCGACAAUGAGCCUGGUGGUUGUGAUUGUUGCUGUGUCGUUAUCUGUUUGAAAACAUUGCAGCAAUUACAGAAAGUUUUUAGUCGUAAUUGUUGUAGCACCGCUAGUGCUAUAACAUGUUGUAGGGAAACGAAUAAUGUUUUCGUUGAUUUUGUGCAACUAGUCAUGUCAGAAGGAACGUGUUUCGCGUAA